Molecule: messenger RNA, 2331 nt
Organism: Schistocerca americana (American grasshopper)
Lineage: Eukaryota; Metazoa; Arthropoda; Insecta; Orthoptera; Acrididae
Product: protein-tyrosine sulfotransferase-like
Exons: 10
Coding region: 498-1685 (395 amino acids)
Biological process (GO): peptidyl-tyrosine sulfation
Cellular component (GO): Golgi apparatus
Molecular function (GO): protein-tyrosine sulfotransferase activity
Source: RefSeq, a predicted model, not a curated record
GCACCUUCUGUCACUUCCGUGCCACCGCGCGUGAAGUGUAGAUCGGUGGGAGAAGGUAGUUGUUUGUUUGGGGUAUGGAAACAAGGCAUGUACUAACAUUCCUCGAUAAACAGACGCUUGGUGUGUGAGUUCUGUGUUGAUAUAAGAUACUACUCUGCAUUCAUUGGAAUACGUCGUUAGUGUUCACUGGAAGUGUGGUAUCGUGGCGGUAGCAUCAGCAACCACGUCAGCCUUCAGCCGCGUCUGAGGCGCCUGCGUCACACGUGAUGUUGUUUCGCCCACUUCGUACAACGGCACUGGUGCGUCUGAAACACUGAUCGCUGGGCUACGACGACAAGCAUCACAGCGUUAGGCGUACAGGGAAGGCAAGAUACUUCUCAUUGAUGUCCGAUAACCGUGCUGUGCUGGAUGUCUCUCUCUCUUCGGUAGCCGCAGAGUGGCCUCUCUAACGGUGUGUUGCCGGCUGCGUGUGUUGCAGGGGCCGUGAGAUAGAGGGCAUGGGCCGCGGCUGGGCUCGCAAGCUGGCGCUGUGUGCGGCCGUAUUCACCGGCCUGCUCUGGCUGCUCUACGGCGCCGUCUCGCCCUGUGUUGACGACCACUCGCCGCUCAUGGUGCCCAAGCAGAAGUACGUGGUGGGCUCGGACCGGCGCGUGUACCCGUACGACCGCGAGAUGCCGCUCAUCUUCAUCGGCGGCGUCCCCCGCUCGGGCACCACGCUCAUGAGGGCCAUGCUGGACGCACACCCCGAGGUCAGGUGCGGCCAGGAGACGCGCGUGAUCCCCCGCAUCCUGCAGAUGCGCUCCCACUGGCUCAAGUCGCAGAAGGAGAGCGUCAGGCUGGAGGAGGCCGGACUCUCUAAAGAGGUGCUGGACUCUGCGAUCGCGGCGUUCUGCCUGGAGAUCAUCGCCCGGCACGGCGACCCGGCGCCGCGGCUCUGCAACAAGGACCCGCUGACGCUCAAGUCGGCCGCCUACCUGUCGGAGCUCUUCCCCAACGCCAAGUUCAUCUUCAUGCUGCGCGACGGCCGCGCCACCGUGCACUCCAUCAUCUCCAGGAAGGUGACGAUAACGGGCUUCGACCUGACGAGCUACCGGCAGUGCCUGGGCAAGUGGAACUCGGCGGUUCACGUGAUGCACGGCCAGUGCCGAGAGGUGGGGCCGUCGCGCUGCCUCAUGGUGCCGUACGAGCAGCUGGUGCUGCACCCUCGCCAGUGGAUGGCGCGCGUGCUCAAGUUCCUCGACGUGCCCUGGAACGAGUCCGUGCUGCACCACGAGGAGCUCAUCAACAAGCCGGGCGGCGUCUCCCUCUCCAAGGUGGAGCGGUCAUCCGACCAGGUGAUCAAGCCGGUGAACCUGGAGGCGCUGACCAAGUGGGUGGGCCAGAUCCCGGAGGACGUGGUGCGCGACAUGGCGGAGAUCGCGCCCAUGCUGUCGGUGCUGGGCUACGACCCGUACGCCAACCCGCCCGCCUACGGCAGCCCCGACGCCGCCGUCGCCGACAACACGAACCGCAUCCGCGCCGACGGCCGGCUCUGGGAGGACCGGGCGCGCUCGCUCCUCAGCCCGCAGCGCUCGUUCCACGCCCCCGCAGACGUGGACGACGCGGGGCCCGCCCCCGCCGGCGCCGCCUCCGAGCCGCCCCCGGCGCCCGCCGCCCCCGCGCCGGCGCCCGCGCACGCUUCGUGAUGAACGCCGGUCACUCGGCACCGGACAGCCCGGCCUACCUGUCACAGAUCUCUCAACUCGUGUGCGUUAGUGGAAAGCUCUUCCAGAAGACCGUAAUGAAGUUGUGUCGCCCCAGUUGUAGCCACGUUCUAUACGCCACCCAUCACAUGUCUUCGGAAGUUCCCUUGAAUGUGGACGAAACGCGGGACUGUGUUCUGUGAAUGAGACGAAGCUACCUGCUAUUUUUCUGCACGUGCCAAGAGGUGUCUUGGAGACUUCUCGUACCCGUGACACUUUGACCGUCGACAUCUUUUCGUUUAUUUGGAUUUAGUUUCGAACGUUUCGUUAUAGUUGCAAGCAUUAACUGGUUUGUUUCGUUUUGUUCAUGACUAGAAAUACUAAAAAUAGUCUCUGUAUAACAUACAUGUCACAAUUUGUUUUUUUGACUGAUUUAGUUGGUAUCUGUGUAAGCUCGUUGAAGAAAGAAUGAAAGACUUUCUUUUGUGUUGCGCCAGGCGAAGAAUAAAUUUAGCUUUAACUGUGUUGAAUACCGCAUUUUUUUUAUUAUUUGUAAUGGACACGAAACUUCGUGUUCGAUUUGAGCAGAAUCAAAUGACAGUCUGGAGUUGUCUUUGUAAAUAAAAUAAAAAUUGUGUGUCUGUGAAUA